AUGCUUCACAGAUUGUCCCAAAUCCCAAUUUGGGUAGAAGAGUUUAAAGCAGCUCACAUUAAGCCAGCCUUGGCUGCUAGGGCGACUCCGAAGUGGCAGAAACGUCCAGUUGGGUUUGUAAAAUUGAGUGUGGAUGCAGCCUUUGAUCAACUUUCGUGUCGAGCGGGUUUAGGUGGUGUGUUCAGAGAUCACAAUGGGGCCUUUCUUUAUGGGUUUCGACACACUUUCGCAGCUGCUCAUUCUGCUAGACAUGCUGAACUCUUAGCAUUGGUCUUGGGAGUGCAAUUGGCCAUUGAUAAUCACCUUACACCUUUGCUAGUGGAGACUGAUUGUCUGGAUUUGGUGUCUGCAAUAUCCUCUUCUUCCUUGGAACUGGGUUUUCUGUUGGCAGACUUGCGGGUCUUGUUGCAUGAUGCACAGAACGCUAGAGUCCUCAAGGUUGGAAGACAGGCUAAUGAUGUGGCUCACCUCUUGGCUCAAGAGGCCAAGCAUGCUGACUAUCAGCUAGAUCUUUUUGCAUGCUGA
This is a messenger RNA of Rosa rugosa (rugosa rose), 525 nucleotides long. RefSeq lists its product as uncharacterized. Gene Ontology annotation, molecular function: nucleic acid binding; RNA-DNA hybrid ribonuclease activity. Bases 1 to 525 code for a protein of 174 amino acids. The transcript has a single exon. NCBI's taxonomy places the organism in Eukaryota, Viridiplantae, Streptophyta, Magnoliopsida, Rosales, Rosaceae. The record is from RefSeq and is a predicted model, not a curated record.